Messenger RNA from Physella acuta, 754 nucleotides. RefSeq lists its product as uncharacterized. The record is from RefSeq and is a predicted model, not a curated record. NCBI's taxonomy places the organism in Eukaryota, Metazoa, Mollusca, Gastropoda, Physidae.
AUGUUUAUGCUGAAGACACUGAAGACAAUGUUUGAGAUAUUGUCCAGAAGUAGGCCUAAUCUCAAAGUGUUUGAACUGAAGGGACUAUACCAGUACGACCCGAAAAACACCGAAAUGACAGCUUUUGUUACGGCCGUGAACACAUUUCUGGAGCAGCAGAAAAAUCUGGAGAAGUUUUCAAUGGAGGGCACAUUCAUUGAACUAAAGUUUGUGCAAAAAUUCCUAGAAAUUCUAGGCUCAUCUUCAGGGGAGAAAAUGAAAAUAAUUGUGCUCAGGGAUGAAGACUAUUUCUUUACUAACAGACCGAUUGAUGGUUUCGAUACCGUCUUAACAAAGUUUAGAAACUUACACAGACUUGAUAUUGGAUACAUCAACCAACAAUUGAUAGAAAACCUAUCAAACAGUCUUGGGAUUAAUUUCACACAAUUGUUUAUCACUGUCCACGGCCUAGAAGCAAGCAUUAGCGACACGGCAUGGGUGGCUCUAAAAAAAUCAUGUCCUGAUCUUGUGGUGACCUUUCGUGUGACUAGUGGGUUAGGUAUUGUCCUAUUGACGCCAAGCAUCCCCUUGAUCAGCCUAACAGUAGCAGCGCCUCUCUCACACCAGUUUGAAAUUGCAAACAUAGCAACGCUGUACCAGCAUACACUGGAAGAACUUCAUAUAGAAUAUCAUUUAGGAGAGCAAGAACUAUUUGAAGAUUUUUGUAAACAUUUAGCUUCAUUUCAACGCUUACGGAAGUUUUCGAUGUCCAUGA